Verticillium alfalfae VaMs.102 is the source of this 1107-nucleotide messenger RNA. RefSeq names its product flavonol synthase. Gene Ontology annotation, molecular function: dioxygenase activity. NCBI's taxonomy places the organism in Eukaryota, Fungi, Ascomycota, Sordariomycetes, Glomerellales, Plectosphaerellaceae. The transcript is spliced from 3 exons. Bases 1 to 1107 code for a protein of 368 amino acids. The record is from RefSeq and is a predicted model, not a curated record.
AUGUCCUCGCCUGUCAACUCAAAUGGUACUCUUGCCCUUCCGGAAUGGAAGCGACCAGAAAAGACAAAGAAUGAACUGCCCUGGGCUGAUAUCAAGACCAUCGAUUUGCAGAAGUUCGGCCUGCUUGGCGGCAAACAAGAACUCGCGGAGGAACUGCGAGACGCUGUGAGCAGCCAUUUCAUAUCUCCUUCGAGUUGCUUCAGCCCAGAGGAGGUUCAAAGGCAAUACGACAUUGGUAAGAACUUUUUCGGCCUUGAAACAGUCGAUAAAGGACAACCUCAAUACCGGUGUGACUUUUCGCAAGGCAACUACUUUGGUUGGCGUGCUGCACACGAAAAGACAAUCAUGGGAACCGACAUCCUAGACAAUGUCGAAUCUGUGAACAUAGCUAAGUUCAUUACAAAAUAUGCUAAAGAACCAUUACACCCAUUCUUCCAUCCGUUCAAAACCGAGAUUGAGAGCUUUUCGAGGAAGUCUCUCGACUUGGCCAGCAAGGUCUUGACUCUCUUUUCGAUCAUCCUUGAGUUGCCCGAGGAUUAUUUCUCUUCCCGCCAUGCUUACGAAUCGCCCAGUGAAGACCACUUACGGUACAUGACUUAUCAUCCUCGGCCCCUUGAAGAUGAUGUCCGUGUUCAGAACACCUGGUCGCGAGCCCACACUGACUUUGGCUCUUUGACACUUUUAUGGAGUCAGGACGUUGCGGGCCUACAAGUCAAGACCGCAUCUGGUGAAUGGCGAUAUGUGCCGCCUGUUGAUGACGGCAUAGUUUGCAAUGUCGGCGACACGCUCGACUUCUGGUCUGCCGGAUACCUCAAAUCAACAACACAUCGGGUCAUUCGUCCGCCUGAAGAUCAGGCGCAUCUCCAUCGCCAAGGUCUUUUUUACUUCGUACGCCCGGGAGACGACGUCGACAUUAAACCAGCACCAUCGCCACUGUUGAAGAGGCUGGGUCUAAUUGAGGAUGACUACAAAGCCAAGGCGCCAGUCACAGGUCUACAAUAUGUUAGAGAGAGAGUGAAGAAUUAUCACAAUCACAAUGAUUAUGCAGAUAUGAAAGGACAAAGGUUCCGCGUGGGAGACUUGGAAAUCGAAGACGAAGCAGCAUGA